AUGGAAAGUAAUCAUGGAAAAGUUGUUGUAGCUGCCGCAUUAUCAAAUAAGUCGGUACCAUUAAUGAAGAAGGAAUUUUCUUGCAAGUAUUGCAAUAAGAAGUUCAGUAGUUACCAAGCCUUGGGUGGGCAUCAUAAUGCUCACAAGGCUGAAAGAGAAGCAGAAAAACAAAACAAGAUUCUUAGCAACGCUUCUGCUUAUUAUAAAAAAUCAUUUGUUGGUUGGUUUGUUUAUUCAAACCAUAAUGCUUAUGGUUAUGGGUUUGGUGGCAAAACAUUAGGGGUUUCACCACUAUCCAUGACUCGUUUUAAGCCCUUCUAUUAUAUGAGUGUCACACGUGACUAUCAACAUGUUACUGCAUGA
Glycine soja is the source of this 363-nucleotide messenger RNA. RefSeq names its product zinc finger protein KNUCKLES-like. NCBI's taxonomy places the organism in Eukaryota, Viridiplantae, Streptophyta, Magnoliopsida, Fabales, Fabaceae. The record is from RefSeq and is a predicted model, not a curated record. The coding region runs from base 1 to 363 and encodes 120 amino acids. The transcript has a single exon. Gene Ontology annotation, biological process: negative regulation of abscisic acid-activated signaling pathway.